This is a messenger RNA of Arvicanthis niloticus (Nile rat), 2232 nucleotides long. The record is from RefSeq and is a predicted model, not a curated record. Lineage: Eukaryota; Metazoa; Chordata; Mammalia; Rodentia; Muridae.
GGAAAUUAUCUCUGGCGAUCUAAAUAGGAGGGAAUGUUGACAAGGGAGCACCGCUAGGGCUGAACAGAGGAGCAGGAACUAGAGCUCAGGCUGAGUCCGAAAACUGUUGGCUCGACUUUGGCUCGCGGAAGGUUGGAAGUGGGAGAUGGAGAUGCCAGAUGAACCCGCCAAUAGUGGGAAUUCACUACCCCCGGUUUAUAUUUACAGUCCUGAGUAUGUCAGCAUCUGCGACUCCCUUGUGAAGGUCCCCAAACGGGCCAGUAUGGUUCACUCUCUGAUUGAAGCAUAUGCCUUGCAUAAACAAAUGAGGAUAGUGAAACCCAAAGUGGCCUCCAUGGAGGAGAUGGCCACCUUCCACACGGAUGCCUAUCUGCAACAUCUCCAGAAGGUCAGCCAAGAAGGUGAUGAGGACCAUCCAGACUCCAUAGAAUAUGGACUAGGUUAUGACUGCCCAGCCACAGAAGGCAUAUUUGACUAUGCAGCAGCUAUAGGAGGAGGUACAAUCACAGCUGCCCAGUGCCUGAUUGAUGGGAAGUGUAAAGUAGCAAUUAACUGGUCUGGAGGGUGGCAUCAUGCAAAGAAAGAUGAAGCAUCUGGUUUCUGUUAUCUCAAUGAUGCUGUCCUGGGAAUAUUACGAUUGCGACGGAAAUUUGACCGUAUUCUCUAUGUGGAUUUGGAUCUACACCAUGGAGAUGGUGUAGAAGAUGCCUUCAGUUUUACAUCUAAAGUUAUGACUGUGUCCCUCCACAAGUUCUCCCCAGGAUUUUUUCCAGGAACAGGUGACAUGUGUGAUGUUGGCCUAGGGAAAGGACGGUACUACAGUGUCAAUGUGCCCAUUCAGGAUGGCAUACAGGAUGAGAAGUACUAUCACAUCUGUGAAAGAGCCUGUUUCACCAGAACUCCCUGAAGACUCAUUUUCCCUACAGCUCUAAUGAAGACAACUGUUCCAGAAACACCUCCCUUCCUUUCCUUCCUCUCUCCUAAUUACCAGUCAUGAACAUUAUAGGUAUCUUCUUUUCUUGGGUAUCCCUUCAUGUUGCUCUAUUAAUUUUGUCAUGGGAGUUCCUCUCAAGUCCCUGUCUUUCUUGUGUCAGUGGCCUGUAGAUGGUUAUCCCUGAUCAGCCUUCAGUAUAUUCUACAGGAGAGUUCACUUAUCUCUUAAGAUGAGAAUUUAAUUGUGUCCCCAACACAAACAGCAAACACAUUGAACAUGUACAUGCACACAUAUAAUGUUUAAGAUAUUUCACACACUUUACAUACAAACCCAAACUCAUUGAUUUCUGUCUUUAUACAUGUCCGCUUGCUGUUUCUGGCUUGCAUGUCACAUGCACUUCCUUCUCCGAACCUCCUCUGCUUCAACUCCCCUAACUUUACUGCACAAACUUUCAACUAUCUAUUUUUCUGCUCUGCUUUUUGUUUUGUUCUGUUUGAACAUUUCUAGGGAUCAAAUUCAGGUCUUAUGCCUGCUACUGUCUAUGCUUUUAAAAUAACUCUUUAAAUUUUUAUUGAAUGUAUUUAUUUUGCUAGGUGAGGCACAUGUGUAACAGAGUUAGUUCUUUCCUUCUACUGUGUGAGUCCUGGCGAUGAAACUCAGGUCAUCAGGCUUGGCUACAAAUAUCUUUACCCAUUGUGCUAUCUCAGUGGCUUUAACAAAACUUUUAUUUCAAAAUAAUCACAUGUUCACAGGAGAUUGCAAAGGGAAGUCCUGUAUUCUUCAUUCAGAUUCUACUAGUUAUGUAUACAUUCACUUAUGUGUGUGGUGUGUCUAUGUAAUUGUACCAUAUCUGUAGCCUCACAUGACAACUACAAUCAAACUACAGAACUUUACCAUCACAUGGCUGUGUCAUGGUACCCCUAUAACUGUCAGAGUCAUCUAUAACUGCUAGCAAUGGCUAAUUAAUGUCUUCCUGCUGUAGUUAUGAUUUUACAAUGUUAUAUGAAUAGAAUCACACAGUAUUAUUCUUUUGAUAUUGGCCUUAGAUACUCAGCAUACUUUCCUUGUAAUGCACUCAAAUUCUUUGUGUAUAAUAAUGGUUUGUUCCUUCAUAUUGAUGUACAGUAUUCCACUGCUGUGCCUGCUAGAUUUUUUUUUAACCAUUUACCUAUUAAAGUACAUUUGGAUUUUUCCAGUUGAAGCUAUUAUAUGUAAAGAUGCUACACACAUUCAUGUACAAGUUUCUACAUGAAAUAAGCCUUAACUCUCUGAAAUAAAUUGCCCAAGAGCACAAUUGC